AGCUCCAAGAUGGCCACUAUGAUAAUCAAGACAACUAUGAAAAAAAAAAACCAGGUGUUGGUCUCAGAAGUAGAACAAAUGAUGACGUUAUCGUGUUGCGGACGAAGGAUGUGGACGUGGCUUCAAAGAGACGCGAAGGCGACUUGAAAAAUGAAGAAGCUCUCAUGAAGAUGCAGGUCGACGUCGAGAAAGAAGAACAUAGAGUAGAGCAAGAAGGCAAAGAGCUGUCAAUAGACAUAACUACCCGGCCUGCGCCUGCUUUUCAUGAUCAGGAGAUAGAGGACCACGAUGACGAAGCAGUAGUAGAACACGACGAAAAGAUGAAAGAAGAAGAACAAGAUGACCAUGCUGAAGUUAGCCUUCUGGUAGUGGACCGUAGUACGAAGGAAAUCAAGAUGAUGAUCGAGAAAAAUAGAUCUCCCGAGAACUACGACUUCUCAAUGAACGAGUUCGAUCUUGAUGCUUCUGCAAGUAAAAAAAGCCAGCUACUACGCACGAGCUCGCUAUCAACACCUAGCACUG
Amoebophrya sp. A25 is the source of this 522-nucleotide messenger RNA. The record is from the annotation of a GenBank genome assembly. Lineage: Eukaryota; Dinophyceae; Syndiniales; Amoebophryaceae.